Messenger RNA from Lolium perenne, 1053 nucleotides. Its product is annotated as ras-related protein RAB1BV. The record is from RefSeq and is a predicted model, not a curated record. Gene Ontology annotation, molecular function: GTPase activity; GTP binding. Lineage: Eukaryota; Viridiplantae; Streptophyta; Magnoliopsida; Poales; Poaceae.
ACUCAUGACCAAAAUAGCCCCUCUCUUCUCUUUUCUUGGAAAAACAACUCCCGUUCCUACGAUAGGAUCCCCUCAGAUCCGCGGCCCCCUUCCUUGAUUCGAUUCCAUUCGAUUCCCCGCAUCGACCGGUGCAAAUUCGGCGCUUCUUCCCUCGCUCCCGCCCACCAAUGUUUCUUUGAUCUUCCCGCUCGUGAUCACCUCACUCUCAUCUCCCUCGUCAGCUAGCCACCGGUAGGUCAUCGGGGCGGGACAGCGCGAUGGCUGCGCCGCCGGCUAGGGCCCGCGCCGACUACGACUACCUCAUCAAGCUCCUCCUCAUCGGCGACAGCGGUGUUGGCAAGAGUUGCCUCCUCCUACGGUUCUCUGAUGGCUCCUUCACUACUAGUUUUAUCACUACAAUCGGUAUUGACUUCAAGAUAAGAACAAUUGAACUAGAUGGCAAGCGCAUUAAGUUGCAAAUUUGGGAUACAGCCGGUCAAGAGCGAUUCAGGACUAUCACGACAGCAUACUACCGGGGAGCCAUGGGUAUCUUGCUUGUUUAUGACGUCACGGACGAGUCAUCUUUCAACAACAUACGGAACUGGAUACGCAACAUUGAGCAACAUGCGUCUGAUAAUGUGAACAAAAUUUUGAUAGGCAACAAGGCUGAUAUGGAUGAAAGUAAAAGGGCUGUUUCUACUGCAAAGGGACAAGCACUGGCCGACGAAUAUGGCAUCCAGUUCUUUGAAACUAGUGCCAAGACAAACCUUAAUGUGGAGCAAGUUUUCUUUUCCAUUGCCCGAGAUAUUAAGCAGAGACUUGCUGAGACUGAUUCCAAGCCUGAGGACCAGACAAUCAAGAUUAACAAGACAGAAGGUUCUGACAAUCCAGAAGCCUCGAAAUCUGCUUGCUGCGGCUAGUGAGGAAUACGUGGACUUGACUAUCAUGAACUAUUUUAACUUUAUGUGUUUACUGUCUGCUUGUUAUUAUAGGAAUGUUGAGAAGAUAACUAUUUUUUUUUGAGAAUUCGGCAGGUGAGCUGCACGAUAUAUUAAUAGAAGAAGAUUUGGCUCA